Messenger RNA from Diaporthe citri, 1488 nucleotides. RefSeq lists its product as uncharacterized. Lineage: Eukaryota; Fungi; Ascomycota; Sordariomycetes; Diaporthales; Diaporthaceae. The record is from RefSeq and is a predicted model, not a curated record. The transcript has 2 exons. Bases 1 to 1488 code for a protein of 495 amino acids.
AUGCCUUCAUUCUCGUACAAUCUUUCGGCUCGGCUCGCGAGGACUGUUGGCAGCAGGCUCAAUCGAGUUUGGGCAGGGCGAGUCUCCAAGUCAUCCUCAGUUCGCCGCCGCACCGCAUCAUCACCUGCUGAGGGUUUGGGACUCCACUCAGACCCAAACGCAACUGCACCUAGAAGCUCAUCCAUUGACGACGACGACGGCCCUGAGCAGCAAAUCAGACUGGAAGUCGAGCGCGCGAUCAAACAAGAAGAACAAGAAGACCAUUUCGCUUAUUCAUUUAAUGUUCGCGAGGACGACCGUGACUACGGCGUGUGUGCCGACUCAGAGGACGAGUCUGCUGAAGACGAGUCCGAGGACACUUUGCCACAUUCACAGGCGGCUAGUACUACGCAGGGCGAUCUUGGUGAUAUGGACGAACCCAUUCAGAGCAUAGAGGUCGAUGAUGAGACUUCGGACAACCAGAGCGCCUCACCUAGCCUCCGUGGCGGCACCAGUCGGCGUCGACGCCGCCGUAGUAGCGACGAAGAGGACGAGGAUGAGUACCCUGACGAGAACGAGGGGCCUGAUGGGAAGAACAACGAGUAUGAGGACAAGGAUGAUGACAAUUACGAUUACGAAGACCCUCCCACCAACCUCGACGACUACUACGAAUCUGAAGAGGACUUCCAGGAUGAGUACGACGUCGAAAGUGAAGAUAUCGACUGGUACCGAGUUGAGAGAACCAGGGUGACGGGUAUCAGGUAUUGGGCAAGGGACGCUGCAAAGGCCCACAAGCUCAUGACGCUUUGCGGAUAUUACUCGUUGUUUCCCUCCUCCUGGAAGUGUGAUCUUGUUGAUCACCCUUACUUGAGCGGGCUCUUCGCGACCCGAAACGAGGAGAAGAAAACUCUCAUCAGAGCGGAGUCGAACCAAUUCAGAGCCACGCGAGCACUGCGGAACCUUUUCGAGCUGCAAAUUCGCAUCUGCGCUUAUCGGCAAGAUGGUCUCCAUGACAAAAUGGCCGACCUCAUCGACCAGGAACUCCGGAGAUACAACGCAUCGGUCGAGAAGGAUGCUAAGCUGCUUGGCUCCUACGCCUACUCCAGUCCCAUACUGAUCAUCAAGUUCCCUGUCCUCCAGUUCGCCGACGUUGAAGAGGAUCAACUCCAGCAAAUGGUACAUGCGGAGGCAAUGCGCUUCUGCCGGCAAGGCGUGGAGAGAUAUCGCCAUCAGUGGGAGCAACGAGGAGUCGAGCACUUCCCACGGGUCAUGUUCGCUUUUGUGAUCAUUCAGCACACUGUGCAAAUCUGGGCACUCGACACUGAAAUUCCGGUCGAACAGUUGAACAACCCGUACCCUCUGAGAAGCAUCGAUAUGUCCAGGAGGAACGAUUGGCUGAAUUGCACGUUGUCAAUUGCUAUUCCCAUCCACUUGUCAAAAGAAGCGCUGUCAGCACACCGCUGGAAUUUUCCCGCGUUGGAGGUGGACGAGUCCGACGUUGAUCUUUGA